AUGCUGGAGGAGCCCCGGCCGCGGCCUCCGCCCUUGGGCCUCGCGGGUCUCCUGUUUCUGGCUUUUUGCAGUCGGGCUCUAAGUAAUGAGAUUCUGGGCCUGAAGUUGCCGGGCGAGCCGCCGCUGACGGCCAACACCGUGUGCUUGACGCUGUCCGGCCUGAGCAAGCGGCAGCUAGGCCUGUGCCUGCGCAGCCCCGACGUGACGGCGUCCGCGCUGCAGGGUCUGCACAUCGCGGUCCACGAGUGUCAGCACCAGCUGCGCGACCAGCGCUGGAACUGCUCUGCGCUCGAGGGGGGCGGCCGCCUGCCGCACCACAGCGCCAUCCUCAAGCGCGGUUUCCGUGAGAGUGCUUUUUCCUUCUCCAUGCUGGCUGCUGGGGUCAUGCACGCGGUAGCCACAGCCUGCAGCCUGGGCAAGCUGGUGAGCUGCGGCUGUGGCUGGAAGGGCAGUGGAGAGCAGGACCGGCUGAGGGCCAAACUGCUGCAGCUGCAGGCAUUGUCCCGGGGCAAGAGUUUUCCCCACUCCCUGACCAGCUCUGGCCCUGGCUCAGGUCCCAGCCCUGGCCCCCAGGACACAUGGGAAUGGGGUGGCUGUAACCAUGACAUGGACUUUGGAGAGAAGUUCUCUCGAGAUUUCUUGGAUUCCAGGGAAGCUCCCCGGGACAUCCAGGCACGAAUGCGAAUCCACAACAACAGGGUGGGGCGCCAGGUGGUAACGGAAAACCUGAAGCGGAAAUGCAAGUGCCAUGGCACAUCAGGCAGCUGCCAGUUCAAGACAUGCUGGAGGGCAGCCCCAGAGUUCCGGGCAGUGGGGACAGCUUUGAGAGAGCGGCUGGGCCGGGCCAUCUUCAUCGAUACCCAUAACCGCAAUUCUGGAGCCUUCCAACCCCGCCUGCGUCCCCGUCGCCUCACAGGAGAGCUGGUCUACUUUGAGAAGUCUCCUGACUUCUGUGAGCGAGACCCCACAGUGGGCUCCCCAGGAACAAGGGGCCGGGCCUGCAACAAGACUAGCCGCCUGUUGGAUGGCUGUGGCAGCCUGUGCUGUGGCCGUGGCCACAAUGUUCUCCGGCAGACACGAGUAGAGCGCUGCCAUUGCCGCUUCCACUGGUGCUGCUAUGUGCUGUGUGAUGAGUGCAAGGUCACAGAGUGGGUCAAUGUGUGUAAGUGAGGGUCAGCGUCACUUUGGGGCUAGAGAAGGGGACUGUGUGAGAUGGGGACCUCUUCCGCCCUUUGCUCUGAUUUCUGUCCAGGGUCAAUCUUAGCCUCUGGAAGCUCAAAAUAUCUACCUGGAAACAGCUUUGGGGGUGGUGGGGGUCAGGUGGAAUCUGUGAUGCAUAGCUUUCUCCCCCAUAGUUGGAGGGCCUUGAAGGGAAGCUGUCACCUCUCUUCUGCUCCUUAAACACCUGAAUAGACUAAGAUUAAAUGCACUGUACCAUUCCCCUCGUCUAACCCCCAAGGGCCCUUUAACCCUGAUCCAUUCUCCUUUUGGCCGGGGAGUCCCUGUAGUUUGACCACUCCUCUCUCUUGAGGGACGACCCCAGGUGUUGUGUGGAGCUACCGACCUGUAUCCUAGAAAGAGACCACCCACUCCUAUCUGCUGUUUCUAAACUCCUCUGCGGCAGCCUGGGCCCCCUCUUGUGGGGUAAAAGGAGACAGUGGUAGAGAGGUUUUUCUUGGGGAAGGGAUAGAGUUGGGGGGGCACUAUCCUUUGAGUCCUCAGAGAGUUGUCUGUUCAGGUGCUUAGGAAACUUGUCUCCUUCCAUUCAGAUGUGAAAGGGGACCCUCUAAAGGAAGGGUUUUACCUAAAACUCUCCGAGCCUCUUUUUCCUUCUUCAGCAGGAGGGGUGGGAGUGGAUAAUUUAUU
Molecule: messenger RNA, 1866 nt
Organism: Galeopterus variegatus (Sunda flying lemur)
Lineage: Eukaryota; Metazoa; Chordata; Mammalia; Dermoptera; Cynocephalidae
Gene: WNT10B
Product: wingless-type MMTV integration site family, member 10B
Exons: 5
Coding region: 1-1170 (389 amino acids)
Biological process (GO): neuron differentiation; cell fate commitment; multicellular organism development
Cellular component (GO): extracellular region
Molecular function (GO): cytokine activity; frizzled binding
Source: RefSeq, a predicted model, not a curated record